AAUGUAGUUUAAUAGUUAUGUUUAUUCUAUUUGGUCCUUCAGGAGAAAAAAAGUGAAACCUUUUUUUAAAAAGAGUAACAAGCUGAAAACAACUACUUCAAAGCCCUAAAACAAAACGGAAUACUUCCUUGGAAAUAAAAGUCUUACAAAAUGGACGAUUUUGAGGCUUCAUUGCCGUCAAAGCUGAAGCCAGCGUUGGACGAAGUCGAAGAGUUUGAGCGUAACUGGGCAGACAAUCGUCAAAUCACUGAGUGGGACGGACAUACUUUCACCCCAAACUUUUUUGCUGAUACAGCAAAAUAUGCUUAUGAGAAAUGGUCGCCUCGUGAAGGGGAUGUAUUUAUUAUGUCUUUUCCAAAAACAGGUACGCAUUGGAUUACAGAGAUCGUUAAGCAAAUCAUAUACAGACGUGAUCCACACAGGCUAAAGAUUGGUAGAAGAUGGCAUGCAGAAUUGGCAAUCAUUGAGUUCGGUCCAGCAUCAAAGUUUCAAAUCAUCGAUCACCUCCCCGUCCCUCGUCGAAUCUUCUCCUGUCAUCUACCGGCCCAUCUUAUAAAUCUCGAGAAAAUAAGAAAAUGUAAAGCAAAGAUUAUUUAUAUCUACCGAAACCCUAAAGAUCAAACAGUAUCCUGGUAUCAUUUCUCAAGAAAAGUUCCGCACGCGAAAUCUCAGCAGUUCAAAGAUUUGUAUCCUGAUAACUGGGAGCAAUUCAUCGAUAACUAUUUCAGCGGUAAAAUGCCGACAGAGCUCCGUCAAGGUGAAUGGUAUCCUGAUCAUAUAAAAAGCUGGUGUAAACACAAAGACGAUGAAAAUGUAAUGUUUGUCUCAUAUGAAGAUUUGUCUAAGGAUAUUUUAUCCGAAGUUCGCAAAGUUGCGCGAUAUCUCGGCGAGGAACUGACAGACGAAGAGAUUCUUUCAAUCUGUGAGAAAUCUUCGUUCGAAUAUAUGAAGAAGUCAUCCACGGGAACUCCACUGCAAGAUAUUUAUGAGCUGUUUAGAAAAGGUAAAGUCGGGAACUGGAAAGACUAUUUUACGUCCGAGCAGUCCGAAAAAGUCGACCGAAUAAUAAAAGAAAAACUAUCUGGCACUGAUGUUGAAUUUACGUACGAGCUAUGAGAAAACCACUGAACAAGAUAUCAGGAGUUCGAAUCCCACUGGUGCAGAUAGAUGCCUAUUAUCUGGUUAUUGCUACCUCAUUGUAUAUUUCAACAGAUUUCGGCGCAACAUUGCCUAGCUGUUGUACUUCACAGAUAUUAUAAAAGGCUUCUUCUGUACUUUUGAAAUUCUUUUUUCGCAAGAAAAUUUGCAUUUGCUCAAAGCCAGGACAUGUGCACUCACUCAGAAAUAUACGAGAUUGAUUUCUGAGCACAGUUACAGAAGGCAAGUACUGCUAAGCCUGUAUAGGUAUAACGUGUAUAAUUGUGCGUCGGCAAAUACUAGGAUAGGAUAAGAUUUACAUAUUUAUCCCACGGGAGAGGAAAGCCGAUAGGAUGUGAUUUACAUAUGAUAAGACGGCUUAAUCAUUUUCAUGACCGGUUAUCAGUCAUUGUCGGGUAUGGAAUUAGUUAACGAUAGCCAGUGAUUGUUUUCGGAACCAUGGACUUGAUGGUGAGGAAGCCGUAACUUACGAGUGGUUACGUUAACUAACCUACAGCAACGAGGAGUCCAGCAAUCCUCUCACACAUAACUAUUUCCGCAUAGGAUUUUAACCCAUGAACCAAUGCAGAGGUGCGGUUGCGAGCGUAUUCCUGAUGCUUAGCACCGCCGAGGACGUCCCUUCAAAAUAUGUCCUAAACCCCUUGACUGGCUGGGAACUCUUAAACGUAAGGACAGAUGUUUUUUUUUUCGACAAUUUCAGUUAUGUGGACUUUUUGUGACUCUGUUUUUUAUUUGCCCACAUUGACUUUAACGACAGGCUGUUUUAUUUCACAGUUAUUAUAUCGGCCUCCUUUUGAACUUUUUAAAAAAUUUUCCUCCAAGAGGAAUUUUUGGUCGUCUUUCUCGAUUGGUUGUGAGUUACCAUCCGUUUAUUGUCGGUGUACGUUUUAUAUAAUAUGACAAUAUUAUUAUUCAGUUAUGUUAAAUUCACCACUUUUCAGCUUUUUUUUUCUGGACAUUUUGACUUUAUAUCUCGCGUUAAGAAUAUGACUGAUUACUAUCCGUUUAUUUCACACAUUCUAAACCAGGCAAAGAGAUUUUUAUGACAAGGUUUCUUAUCAUAGUGAUAUGGAAUCCGCUUAGCUCUAUUUUUAAACAUUGCUCCAAAGUCCCGUGUCAACAGUAGGAUUUAACCAGUACCAAUUUGCAUGAACUCUGGCAGUGGGAAACCCGCAUUGUUGUGCGCAUUGUUAUAUAUAUAUAUAUGAUAGCAGUCGUUUCCCUGAUAUAAAUGUGCUGACCGUCGACUGAAAAAUAGGUAUGUAAGUAAAAAAUGAUGGAUCGAGGAACAACCCCGGCUACUAUUUAGUAAAAAAUUUCGACUCCCAUUCCAAAUACGAAUAGCGAAAAUACCAAAUUUAGAUAAAAAACUUAAUAGCGUAUACGUAUAAAAUGCUUUUUACGAUUCCGUCAGAAAUGUUGACUUUAAUUGUCGCUAUAAGAUACCCGAGUCCAGCAUAAUUCUCUUACGCAGUUCACAGUAGACUAGCCGGCUUCUCUCGUAUAGUGCAAAGCAGUUGUUAUCAAACGAUGGGACGCGCCAAACAAGGGGGGCGUAGACCAUUUUUUGAGAGACGUGAAGCUACUCCAAAAUAAAAAUAUAAGUUAGAUUUGAUCUUGUCCGCUUUAUUUUGGAUAUUUACAUUUCUUCAUUGUUUGGAGAUUUCAAAGAGCUGGUGUGGUUAUUGUUUUUUUUAUUAUCUGUUGUAUUACUUUCACCUUACUAUCUCUUAUUUGUAGCUUAUUGUUAGCUAGUUUUUUUUUUGAGGUGGGGCGCAAGUCUUGACAAAUUCUGUAAAGGGGGGCGCGGCUUUGAAAGUUUGAGAACCACUGGGUUGUUCGAUAUCAUUCGUGUUUCUUACAUAUAUCACACCACGCCAGCUUACUCUCGUCUCUUGGUUGAGUAAAAAGUUCUGACUAUGAGUUCAGAUUCGAUCACAAUAAGCCAACCGCCGAGCCGCCUAGUUUAACUAAUAUAUCCGUUUAAUUAUAUCUGUUAUUUGUUUUCAUUUAUUUUGGUUCUCCCGUAGUAUGUAUACCAGGUUAGGGCAUAAUUUUAUUCCGAUUUGCCUUAUUUUACUUCUAUUACGAGUUCUGAUGUCUGUGUUAGCCAAGUGAAUAUACCCCCUGUCCAUAGUAAUCAGUCCCUUCCCUUUACACAACUUAGUCAAGUUCAUUUUUUCCAACUUGAUGUGAGGUGGGUGAACAUAAUUAGUUACCUCCAUAUCGGUACACACAAUUCUGGAGCGCCUUUAUUAUAGCCCGAUUUAUAAACAAUUUUUUGCUAAUAUAUUAAUCUUUAGGAUUUUGCUUCGAAUUUAUUAAUUAUUUGACGCGAUGGGCAUUGUUAUUGAUAUGGUCCAAGCACACGGCAUAUCAAAAUUACAAUUAUUUUAAAAGUGCCUCAAGUUUCAUUAGUCGUUUUCUGCCCAUUUUUAAUUAUUUCCUUGUUAAAUAUAUUUUAUUGAAUCUUUCUCCAAUAAUGUUCCCGCCUUUUUUUUUAACAAUUGUUACGUUUCAAUGCACUAUUAUUAUUAAACAAUACCGUUUGAAUUAUGUUCAAUUACCGAACUGUUUAUAUCUCGUCAAACUUUGCAAUGAUUCCCAGCGAGUUCGCUCGCAGUAAUAAUAACGUAAAUAAUAACGUUACACCCAAUAAAAAAAAAUUACCUAACUUCCAGUCUGGUUUCAUCAGUAAAUAAAGAAAGAGUUACAUCACAAAACAUGACGUCAUAAUAUGCCCUAGUAUGGGGAAUUCGAGAUGCAUUGCAGGUCUCAAUAGGGUUGACCACUACUAAAAAGAAAAGUGACGUCACAAUAUAUGACGCCAUACUAAUUGUAAGCCUGAUAACAACUACUUAAUUCAUUUUUCUGUAGUUUGUAAAUCACAAGCAAAUUUCUCCCAAUAAAACUCUCGGGACCUCAUUGGAAACCCUGUGCUCGAUAGAACUCAAUUGGGAAUCAAAAUACUGCACACGCUAUAUACCGUGUGAACCUUCUUUCGCUUCUGAAAAUAAAGUUUUAACUUUUAAUUGAAUAAACCUGAAUGCUUUGUA
Molecule: messenger RNA, 4214 nt
Organism: Styela clava
Lineage: Eukaryota; Metazoa; Chordata; Ascidiacea; Stolidobranchia; Styelidae
Product: sulfotransferase 6B1-like
Molecular function (GO): sulfotransferase activity
Source: RefSeq, a predicted model, not a curated record